This is a messenger RNA of Anopheles stephensi (Asian malaria mosquito), 2688 nucleotides long. Its product is annotated as GRB10-interacting GYF protein 2-like. Bases 565 to 1926 code for a protein of 453 amino acids. The record is from RefSeq and is a predicted model, not a curated record. NCBI's taxonomy places the organism in Eukaryota, Metazoa, Arthropoda, Insecta, Diptera, Culicidae. The transcript has a single exon.
UUUAUGUUUCCUCGCCAUGGAACUGCACAGACACACAUGAAGAAGUAUGCUGAAAGCGGCGAAAAGCAUACGCAUAUUGCAAGUUUCUUUCGUAGCGCGCAACACGAACUGUAAAAUAAAAGAAUUUGAAAUAUCACUGCAAUCUCUCAACAACGCACUUUUUUGUUGUUGUUUUACUUUCAGCAGUAUAAUGGGUUGAAUGGAAUCUUUUGGUCGGGAAUAUCGAGCAUUUCGUGCUUAUCGCAACAGUGCCUUCAAUUUGCUGGCAGGCACUGUAAACUCGUCUGUCAACUGUGCAUUUUACCGUGCCGAAGUACUGCAUCCGACAGCAUAGACGCACCGGGGUAAAGUUUUUGCUGAAUGUUUAGAAAAGAUCAAUUUCCAAAGCCAAGGGAAGAGUAAAAAAUGCAAGUUUCGCAAAGGUGUUAUUGAUCGGAAGCAAGCGCGUGAAGUUGACAGUAGAAUUGUGCAGGCGUGCGAAUUAUUGGUGGUUUAUUUUGAAAACGCUUGCUCCUCUAGCGCUUCCACCAGUGUCGGUAUGUUAGAGGAGUACCGCCACGAAAUAUGAAUGGAUUUUUCCAAAUCAAUACGUACUACAAUGAGUUCAAGCAAGAGGUCGACGCUGCGUAUGCCGCUGCACCGAUUCAACAGCAAACCCAGCAGCAGCAGCAGCAGCAACAGCAGCCACCACCAGCACAACAACAACACGUCGUUAGCGACGGUAGCAUCGCGUCCUCUCAGCAGCAUUCGCUGAACCAGUGCAAGGGGGAUACAAAUUUGUCCAAAAAUCAGCGCCGAUUUUUGCACGAAAGUGACGACGCACGGGAGAAGAGGCUGGCCCGGAACGCGGAGCGUAUGCGCCAAAAGCGGGCUAUGGAAACGGAGGAGCAGAGCCGCAAACGUAUGGCCGAAAACGCAGAACGCAUGCGAAGGAAACGUGCGGCAGAAACGGAGGAAGAGUAUCGAGCGAGAAUGGAGCGGAACGCGGCCUUCAAAAUGACCGACGAGUAUCGGCGUCGUCUGAUCGAAAAUGCUGAACGCAACCGACGAAGGCGUCAGAACGAAACGGAGCUGGAGCGCAGCAUACGGAGGGCACGGAGCGCCGCACGUGAGCGGUUACGCCGUGCGAUGGAAACACCGGAACAGCGUGCGAUACGGUUGGCCAAGCUGGCCGAACGGAUGCGCAUUACGCGCGAACGACUGUGGACAACGAUGGAAACACCGGAACAGCGGGCAGAACGGUUGGCGAAGCUGGCCGAACGGAUGCGGUACGCACGGGCGAACGAAACACCGGAACAGCGCGCAAACCGGUUGGCAAAGAAUGCGGCCCGGGCACGCCAACGCUUCCUUAACGAAUCUCCCGAACAGUGGAUCGAGCGGAAGCGGAAAAAGGCAGAAUACGCGCGACAAAAACGAGCGGCAGCCGCUGCUGUGGGCGGCGUCGGCAAUGGUAGCGUACCGGCAGGCCGGAUACCACCCGGUGUACCAGUCAGUCACGCAAGCGGCUUGCAGCAACACACAGCGAUUGGGUUUCCGGGCCAUGCACCCACCACGCUGCCGGAAACCAUUCUACACACGAGCGGGCCACAGCAGCCCUCCAGCAGUAGUAGCGCGAGCAGUGGAGCAGCUCCAUCAUUCGUGCUGAGUGCGAAGGACAUCAGCAAGGGAUCGAAGCACGGGACAUCGAGUGGAUCGUUGCAGUCCUUGCAGCCGGAACAAAUAUACAGCACACCACAGGUUAUACUCAGCGGAGGUGAUUUUAAGCCACAUGAGCUGCUGAACGGACAACAUUUGGUGAUGCAGACGGAUGCAAACUAUCCCAGCAAUCUAUACAAACUGCACAUACUUCCGUACCCGUUUCCUACGUCCACGGCAUCGGGUACGUCGUCGCACAUGGAUCAAACGAGCUCGUACAAAACUAAGUAAUCAGCAUGUGUGAAAAAUUAAAAAAACGAUAAGCCAUACCGGUAUGCCGAACGCUUGAUAUGUCGUGUGAGCAGUUUGUAAUAAUUUAGCCAAGUAGGAGGCACUAUAGCCGAAACAACAACCGAGCGCAACAGCAGCCAGGAGCAGCAAAUUUGAACAUUUUAUUAUCUUCGCAACCGAUAAUAAUCGGUUUUGAAAGUUGUGCAUUAGUGUGGUUAUUUGGUAUUCUAAUUUUAAUCAUUCACAUAUUUGUGUCACUUCCGUUGCAGCGGAAUAUCUUCCAGGGUUUUUUAAAGAUACCGAUGCGUGCAAUCAGUUUGGCCGAGGUGGACUAUUUUAUGUGUUUACUCUUACCCUGCUAGUCGUUCUUGGGAAACAAUAAAUGUGUGCUUCAGUGCACAAGCAGGACAUAGUGUUCCUUCCUUCCUCAAAUCCCUUCCCCAUUUAUUCCGAUAAGUGUGUACAUGCAAUUAGCGCGAGAUGCAUCUGGAGAUCGCAAUGCGAUACUUGUAGCGAACUGUCGAAGAAUAAAAAUUAUGAAUUACACUGAUUACAAUAGCCCUGCCCUUUCAUAAAGGCUUCGUUGAGGUCUCUUGUGUUAGGAAUCUUCGUAUAUAAUGUUUGUACUUUAAUCAAAUCUCUAUUUUCGUGUGAGGUUUUUUUGCAUUAAUAUAAAAGACAUGAGCAUGUAAAAGAUGUAAACGUGUAAGGAUAUGAUAGAUCAUAAUAAAUAGCAAUACAAUCACUGCAAAUUUUAAAGUA